AUGUCGCAAACACCAUCCGCUGCUUGCUGCAACACCCCGGCUGUUGUGAGCAAAGGGUACAAAGAGAAGGGAAACUAUAUCACUGUCGACGGGUUGAAGACAUACAAGACGGGACCCUCCUCUGCGAGCCAUGGUAUUCUAGUUGUCUACGACAUUUUCGGAUUCUUCCCCCAAACGCUGCAAGGUGCCGACAUCCUUGCACACGCAGACAAGGAUCACCAGUACCAGGUCUACAUGCCGGACUUCUUCGAGGGCAAACCCGCCGACAUUGCCUGGUACCCGCCCGAUACGGAAGAGAAGGGAAAGAAAUUGGGCGAGUUUUUCCAGACCUCUGCUGCCCCUCCAAAGACGGUCGAGCGGGUCAAGAGCGUGAUGGAGGAGUUGAAGUCGAAGAAUCCCGGUAUCAAAAGCUGGGGAAUUGUUGGAUACUGCUGGGGUGGUAAGAUUGUGAACCUUGUAUCUGGAUCCAAUACCGUCUUCAAAGCAGCUGCAACCUGCCAUCCCGCCAUGGUUGACCCGAACGAUGCACCAAACGUCACCAUCCCUAUGCUCAUGAUCCCCUCCAAGGACGAAGAUCAGGAGGCUGUGGACAAGUACGAGGCGAAUCUCAAGGUGCCCCACCAGGUAGAAUGGUUCAAGGAUCAGAUUCACGGCUUCAUGGCGGCGCGAAGUGACCUUGAGAAUGAUGAUGUCAAGGCUGCCUACGAGAAGGCCUACCAGCUCCUGUUGAACUUCUUCCAUAAGCAGCUCUGA
Messenger RNA from Fonsecaea multimorphosa CBS 102226, 753 nucleotides. RefSeq lists its product as uncharacterized. Bases 1 to 753 code for a protein of 250 amino acids. Lineage: Eukaryota; Fungi; Ascomycota; Eurotiomycetes; Chaetothyriales; Herpotrichiellaceae. Gene Ontology annotation, molecular function: hydrolase activity. The record is from RefSeq and is a predicted model, not a curated record. The transcript has 2 exons.